Molecule: messenger RNA, 353 nt
Organism: Radiomyces spectabilis
Lineage: Eukaryota; Fungi; Mucoromycota; Mucoromycetes; Mucorales; Radiomycetaceae
Exons: 1
Coding region: 42-353 (103 amino acids)
Source: RefSeq, a predicted model, not a curated record
CUUUCAUCAUAUCUCUUUUGACCGCGUAUUGUAGAGUUACUAUGACAGAAAAUCAAAAUGGUGAAUCAACAAACACCGAACAAGUAUACACUCAAAGUCAAGUCGACAAGGUCCUUAGUGAGUUCAGUCAAAGAAUGGUCAUCGAAGAUAACAACCAAGCCGAAGAAUCAGCUAACGAAACAGAAAUACCAGUGGGAAUCCUCACCGAGUUGAAGGCAUCUUCUUACCAACAACUCCAAGGCAACACCAAAAAGUUCAUAGACGAGCAGCCCAUAAAUACACUUCUAGUGGAUGACUCAAUUCUCAAACAAUCAACAAAAUCCUUUUACCAGAAAUCAGAAAAUGUCAAGUAG